Ceratotherium simum simum (southern white rhinoceros) is the source of this 5488-nucleotide messenger RNA. Its product is annotated as complement C5. Gene Ontology annotation, molecular function: endopeptidase inhibitor activity; protein binding. NCBI's taxonomy places the organism in Eukaryota, Metazoa, Chordata, Mammalia, Perissodactyla, Rhinocerotidae. Gene Ontology annotation, biological process: inflammatory response; complement activation. Gene Ontology annotation, cellular component: extracellular region. The record is from RefSeq and is a predicted model, not a curated record.
UCAAGAAGGUUAUAUCCAUGGUUUACUGCUGCCGCCAGCCAUGGGCCUUUGGGGCAUACUUUGUUUUUUAAUCUUCCUGGGAAAAAGUUGGGGACAGGAGCAAACGUAUGUCAUUUCAGCACCAAAAGUACUCCGUGUUGGAGCAUCUGAAAAUAUUGUAAUUCAAGUUUAUGGAUACACUGAAGCAUUUGGUGCAGAAAUCUCUAUUAAAAGUUAUCCUGAUAAACAAUUUACUUACUCUUCAGGCUAUGUUACUUUGUCCACAGAAAACAAAUUCCAAAACUCUGCAAUCUUAACACUACAACCCAAACAGUUGUCUGGAGGACAAAACCCAGUUUCACAUGUGUAUUUGGAUGUUGUAUCAAAGCAUUUUUCACAAUCAAAAAAAAUUCCAAUAACCUAUGACAAUGGAUUUCUCUUCAUUCACACAGACAAACCUGUUUACACUCCACACCAGUCAGUAAAGGUUAGAGUUUAUUCACUGAAUGAUGACUUCAAGCCAGCCAAAAGAGAAACUGUCUUAACUUUCAUAGAUCCCGAAGGAUCAGAAGUUGACGUUGUAGAAGAAAAUGAUUAUACUGGAAUCAUCUCUUUUCCUGACUUCAAGAUUCCACCUAGUCCUAAAUAUGGUGUGUGGACAAUUCAAGCUAAAUAUAAAGAGGACUUUUCGACAACGGGAACUGCAUAUUUUGAAAUUAAAGAAUAUGUGUUACCGCAUUUUUCUGUCUCAAUAGAACCGGAAAAUAGUUUCAUUGGUUAUAAGGACUUUAAUAAUUUUGAAAUUACUAUAAAAGCAAGAUAUUUUUAUAAUAAAGUCGUCACUGAGGCUGAAGUUUUUAUCUUUUUUGGAAUAAAAGAAGACUUAAAAGAUGAUCAAAAAGAAAUGAUGCAUAAAGCAGUGCAAAACACGGUGUUGAUAAAUGGAAUUGCUCAAGUCACAUUUAACUCUGAAACAGCAAUUAAAGAACUGUCCUAUGAAAGUCUAGAAGAUAUAAACGAGAAGUACCUUUAUAUAGGUGUGACAGUCACAGAGUCUACAGGUGGAUUUUCUGAAGAGGCAGAAAUUCCUGGCAUCCAAUAUGUCCUCUCUCCCUACACACUGAAUUUGGUUGCUACCCCUCUUUUCUUGAAGCCUGGGAUUCCAUAUCCUGUCAAGGUGCAGGUUAAGGAUUCGCUUGACCAAUUGGUAGGAGGGGUCCCGGUGACCCUGAGUGCACAAACGGUCGAUGUCAACCAAGAGACCUCAGACUUGGAGUCAAAGAAGAGUGUAACACGUUCCAGUGACGGAGUAGCUUCAUUUGUGGUUAAUCUCCCAUCUGAAGUGACGGUGCUGGAGUUUAACGUCAGGACCGAUGACCCAGAUCUUCCAGAAGAAAAUCAGGCCAGCAAAGAUUACCGAGCAAUAGCAUAUUCAUCUCUCAGCCAAAGUUACCUUUAUAUUGACUGGACUCAAAACUAUAAAACUUUGCUCGUGGGAGAACAUCUGAAUAUUAUUGUUACCCCCAAAAGUCCAUAUAUUGACAAAAUAACUCACUAUAAUUACUUGAUUUUAUCCAAGGGCAAAAUCAUUCACUUUGGCACAAGGGAGAAACUUCCAGAUUCAUCUUAUCAAAGUAUAAACAUUCCAGUGACCCAGAACAUGGUUCCUUCAGCCCGUCUCCUGGUCUAUUACAUCAUCACAGGAGAGCAGACAGCAGAAUUAGUGUCUGACUCAGUCUGGUUAAAUAUUGAAGAAAAGUGUGGUAACCAGCUCCAGGUUCGUCUGUCUCCAGGUACAGAUGUGUAUUCUCCAGGUCAACGUGUAUCUCUUAAUAUGGCAACUGAGUCAGAUUCCUGGGUGGCUUUAGCAGCAGUGGACAGUGCUAUAUAUGGAGUCCAAGUGAAAGCCAAGAAGCCCCUGGAAAAAGUGUUUCAGGUGUUAGAGAAGAGUGACCUGGGCUGUGGGGCAGGUGGUGGCCGCGACAAUGCAGAUGUAUUCCACCUGGCUGGACUCACUUUCCUCACCAACGCAAAUGCAGAUGACACCGAAGAAAAUGAUGAGCCUUGUAAAGAAAUUCUCAGGCCAAGGAGAAUGCUGCGAGAGAAAAUAGAGGAAGAAGCUUCCAAAUACAUACAUGUAAAGGUAAAGAGAUGUUGUUAUGAUGGAGCCUUUCUUAAUGAACAUGAAACCUGUGAGCAGCGAGCGGCACGGAUUACGAUAGGCCCAAGAUGCGUCCAAGCUUUCAAGAUUUGCUGUACCGUUGCAAAACAGAUCCGUGCUAACGAGACUCAUAAAGGCGUGCAAUUGGGAAGGCUACAAAUAAAGACCUUGUUACCAGUAACAAAGCCAGAAAUAAGGAGCUAUUUUCCAGAAAGCUGGUUAUGGGAAGUUCAUCACGUCUCCAAAAGAAACCAGUUGCAGUUUGUGCUACCUGAUUCUCUAACUACCUGGGAAAUUCAAGGUGUUGGCAUUUCAAAUAGCGGUAUAUGUGUUGCUGAUACUCUCACGGCAAAGGUGUUCAAAGAUUUCUUCCUGGAAAUGAAUAUACCAUAUUCUGUUGUGCGAGGGGAACAGAUCCAAUUGAAAGGAACUGUUUACAACUAUAGGACAUCUGGGAUGCAGUUCUGUGUUAAAAUGCCUCCCGUGGAGGGAAUCUGUGCGUCGGGGAGCCCAGGCAUCGGCCGUCAAAUGGGCAGGCCCUCCAGAUGUCAGCCCCAGAGAAUAGAGGGUUUGUCCAGUCACUUGGUGACCUUCAGCUUGCUUCCUCUGGAAAUCGGCCUCCACAACAUCAGCUUUUCACUGGAGACUUCAUUUGGAAGAGAAAUCUUAGUAAAAACAUUACGAGUGGUGCCAGAAGGUGUUAAAAGGGAAAGUUAUGCUGGUUUUACUCUCGACCCAAAGGGUAUUUAUGGUGCUGUUAGCAGACGAAAGGAGUUCCCAUACAGGGUACCAUUAGAUUUGGUCCCCAAAACAGAAGUCAAAAGGAUUGUGAGUGUAAAAGGACUGCUUAUAGGUGAGGUCAUGUCUGCAGUUCUGAGUCAGGAAGGCAUUGAUAUCCUUACCCACCUCCCCAAGGGCAAUGCUGAGGCGGAACUGAUGAGUGUCGUCCCGGUAUUCUAUGUUUUUCACUACUUGGAAGCAGGAAAUAAUUGGAACAUUUUUUCUCCUGACUCAUUAACUAAAAAACAGUACCUGAAGAAAAAAUUAAAAGAAGGGAUGGUGAGCAUCAUGUCCUACAGAAAUGCUGACUAUUCUUACAGCAUGUGGAAGGGUGGAAGUGCUAGCACUUGGUUAACAGCUUUUGCUUUAAGAAUACUUGGACAAGUAAAUAUGUAUGUAGAGCAGAACCAAAAUUCAAUUUGUAACUCUUUAUUGUGGCUGGUUGAGAAUUGUCAACUAGAAAAUGGAUCUUUUAAGGAAAAUUCCCAGUAUCAACCAGUAAAAUUACAGGGUACUUUGCCUAGUGAAGCCCGAGAGAACACCCUAUAUCUUACAGCCUUUACUGUGAUUGGAAUUAGAAAGGCUCUGGGUAUAUGCCCCCUGAUGAAAAUCAGCACGGCUCUAACUAAAGCUGAAAGCUUUCUGCUGGAGAAUACGCUCUCGACCAGGAGCACCUUUACACUGGCCAUUGCUGCCUAUGCUCUAUCCCUGGGAGACAAAAGUCACCCACAGUUCCGUUCAAUCACCUCAGCCCUGAAGAAGGAAGCCUCGGUUAAAGGUAAUCCACCCAUUUAUCGUUUUUGGAAAGACGAUCUUCAACAGAAAGACAGCCCUGCACCUACCACUGGUACGGCGCGUAUGGUUGAAACCACAGCCUAUGGUUUACUCACCAGUCUGAGCUUGAGUGACAUGCGUUAUAUUAACCCAAUCAUCAAAUGGCUAUCUGAAGAGCAGAGGUACGGAGGCGGCUUUUAUUCGACCCAGGAUACAAUUAAUGCCAUCGAGGGCCUAACAGAAUAUUCACUCCUGAUUAAACAACUCCACUUGAAUAUGGAUAUCAAUGUUUCUUACAAGCAUAAAGGUGACUUCUACCGUUAUAGGAUGACAGAGAAGAAUUUCCUUGGGAGGCCAAUAGAGGCGCCUCUCAAUGAUGACCUCGUUGUCAGUACUGGAUAUAGCAGUGGCAUGGCUACAGUGCAUGUAAGAACUGUAGUUCACAAAACCAGUACCUCUGAGGAAGUUUGCAGCUUUGAUUUGAAAAUUGAAACCCAGGACAUUGAAGCAUCCAGCUACAGAGCCCACGAGGACUCGGAAUACAUGCGCAUAGUAGCGUGUGCAAGCUACAAGCCCAGCAGAGAAGAAUCAUCAUCUGGGUCCUCCCAUGCAGUAAUGGACAUCUCUUUGCCCACUGGAAUCAAUGCAAACCCAGAAGACUUAAGAGCUCUUGUGGAAGGGGUGGAUCAACUAUUAACUGAUUACCAAAUCAAAGAUGGACAUGUUAUUCUGCAACUGGAUUCGAUUCCUUCCAAUGAGUUCCUUUGUGUUCGAUUCCGGAUAUUUGAACUUUUUCAAGUUGGAUAUCUAAGUCCUGCUACUUUCACAGUGUAUGAAUACCACAGACCAGAUAAACAGUGCACCAUGUUUUACAGCACGUCCCAGCCCAAACUUGAGAAAGUGUGUGAAGGAGCAACGUGCAAAUGUGUAGAAGCUGACUGUGGACAAAUGCAGACAGAAUUGGAUCUGACAAUCUCUGCAGAUACUAGAAAAGAAACAGCAUGUCAACCAGAGAUUGCAUAUGCUUAUAAAGUUAGUAUCACAUCCAUCGCUGAAGAAAAUGUUUUUGUUAAAUACACUGCAACCCUCCUGGACAUCUACAAAGCUGGUGAAGCUGUUGCUGAGAAAGACUCUGAAAUUACCUUCAUUAAAAAGAUAAGCUGUGCUAACGCUGACCUGGAAAAAGGACAACAGUAUUUAAUUAUGGGUAAAGAAGCCCUCCAGAUAAAAUACAAUUUCAGUUUCAAGUACAUCUACCCUUUAGAUUCCUCUACCUGGAUUGAAUAUUGGCCUACAAAAGCAACGUGUCCAUCAUGCCAAGCAUUUUUAGCUAAUUUAGAUGAAUUUGCUGAAGACAUCUUUUUAAAUGGCUGUGAAUAUGCCUGAAAAACUUCAGCUUUGCACAGUUUUCACUAUGGACUCCUUUUGUGGAAGUUUCUUCCUUUUUGGUUUUUUUUUUUUUUUUAACAUUCACUGUUGGUCUUAUUUGGAAAGCUCACUUUACUUAGAAUUAGUGGCACUUACUUUUAUUAGAGAACGGUUUUAAGAGCUGUAACUUUCUGAAAUAACAUGGCCUUGGGGGGGCAUGGAGACAGAUACUCAUUCCAAGGUUAUUGGACACCAGAAGCAAUAAAUUGGAAUGCCUCCUAAAACCUACCACUCAGGAAUGUUUGCUGGGGACAAAAGAAUAGCCCCACUGAAAUGUAGUAUCUUACAAAAACAUGGCCUUUGCUUGAAAGAAAAUACCAAGGAACGGAAAACUGAUCAUUAAAGCCUGACUUUGCUUUCAAAAUG